This is a messenger RNA of Dermacentor albipictus, 2905 nucleotides long. RefSeq names its product gustatory receptor for sugar taste 64e-like. The record is from RefSeq and is a predicted model, not a curated record. Lineage: Eukaryota; Metazoa; Arthropoda; Arachnida; Ixodida; Ixodidae. Gene Ontology annotation, cellular component: membrane. Gene Ontology annotation, biological process: sensory perception of taste.
AUGGUGUUCCGCACUUCGAAAACCCGGCCGAGUCCUCUGGUGGCACCCGAGUCCAUGCUCAACGGACGGCCCAAGAUAAUACGCCUGUCCAAGUCCGCCUUUCGCAAGCACCGCUUUGGUGGUCGAGACGCUGCGGCCGCCUUCGUUGCCGCCAGCACCGGUCACGGCCUCCCGUGGCUGGCCAGGUUCCGAAAUCGCUGGCUGCCGAACAUCAACAAGAACGUGCUCCUUCCGGCGCUCAUCUCGCUGCGUAGCGUCGGCCUGCGCAUCAUAGACAGCAAUGAUCACGUGAUCCUGUCGACCUGCACCACGGUGUGGGCCAUCGUGUCUGUCGCCUUCCAGAGCGUCAACGUCUGCAUGACCAUCAUGGGGGUCGUAUCCAACAACUUUCACGGUUACCUGCUUGAUCAGGUCUCGCUGGUAUUGGCUACGCUGUGCUCGAUCAUCUGCUCGGUCUUGCUCGCGUUCAGCCCGGGGCGGUUGAAUGCGCUCAUCGAAAAGGUGGAGGACACGUUGUUCGAGCUGCACUGCCCUCGCGACCUGCGCCAGUACUGGAUGCCCAUCAGUCUGCUCACCGUGGUCGGCUGGCUGUACUUGGCGCUCAGGUUCGUCGCGGUCACCUGGGUGCUCGACAACCAGCCGCCAAGGGACGUCUUCAAGGGUGUAUUCUUCACGGAGGCGAGCCGCAAGUACUCGGAGAACACGCUGCUGUUCCUGGUGGCGCUCAUCUGGUACCUGAACACCCUGUUCGUCUACGGAACCCUCGUGUUCGUGCCCAUCCUGUUCAUCUCCUUCUGCAUGAUACUGGCGCGCGCCUUCCGCGUGCACAACGCCGUCAUACGCGACGUGCACCGAUCGGGCCGCUCGGUCGAGGCCGACACCCUCGCCCAGAUCCGCAUCUUCUACGAGCGCAUCUGCACCCUGGUCACCGACCUGAACGAGAUCUUCGGGCCGGUCAUCUUCUCCUGGUACAUCAUGAUCGUCCUCAGCGUUUGCAUCGACAUGACCCAGCUCUUCAGCGACACAAACCUGCUGAAGAACACCAAGGAAGACGAAGGCUUCCUCUUCAGCCUGCGCGGCAUCUACUCCCUCCUCUCCUUCCUGGGCACCUGCCUCGCCGCGUCGAGGGUGUCCGAGGAGGCGCUCGCGCCGCUGCCGCACCUGCACGAGCUGACGCUGCGCAGCUGGCGCCUCGACAUGAACACCAAGAUGGAGGCGCACUUCUUUCUCAGUCGCCUCUCGUCGUCGCCGGUCUCGAUGACCGGCUGGAACUUCUUCACUAUCAAUCGCGGCUUCAUACUGAGUGUAUGCGCCGCGCUCACCACGUACGUGGUGAUUAUCAUUCAGAUGAAUCCCAAGGCCAUGAAGACCAUCAACAAGCUGGUCAACACGGCGCUCAACAACACUGGCAAUGGUACCGCAUCUAGUGAAUAGAAUAUCUCGGGUGCAUUUAAUCUUACCGUUUCGUAAUCGAUGUCAACGCAAGCGUUUCUUGCCGGAGACGGUACUGGUGGCUGUCUUCAGAACUGCUGUUAAAAAUGAUAUGGUACAAAAAGUAUAUUACAACCUUCUCGCAUUACAACCACUCCCCAGCUUAUCAUCAGAUUCGAAGAUAAAACAACCUCGCAUUUGUUCCCCUACCGUCAAUAACAGUCCGCAUAAAUAAGACUAAUACUAUGGUUUCGGUUAAACACAAUUUUACUACGUAGAUGUCGUUAAAAGCGGGGAGUGAUACGGUAAAGUUUCGGCAUGAGGUUAACGUGGCAAACGUGACAUGUUAUUGUUCAGCCAAAAGCCCAUGAUAGAUAACCUACCCAGUAUAGGAUCAAACACUAUCGUUUCUGAAAAACUCCGAAUUAAAGAAGUACCUAUAUGGGCUCUGCAUUUGAACUACCUUCUUAGUUAGCUCUUCCCGAAAAAAAACGAUGCUAUUACAAUACCACAUUGAAAAGACUUAGCAUGUGUUUCUUGCGUGUUAGGUGAACCACACUUGGUUAUGCACACAUGAACGUUACCUUAUGUGCUGUACUCUGUAUAACGCGGAAAGGAGUGUGUUAUUCGGGUUCCUCAAGAAGACAGGAAUUCCUCACAGUUCUCUUCAGGACAUUGUUUUCCCGUGCGGGAACCAGAGGUAUACGAAGGAGGUUUUUCGCCUUCUUUUAAAUUACCGGCAGGACAGGGAUUUGGCCUCCACAUGGUGACCUUAGGAGUGACUAUGUGUAGCUGUGAGGUCUGUGUCUGAUUUAUAUGAUUUAUGUAUUUUAAGUGUCGUUACGAUGGAGCAGUUGCCGGCAGCAACUGCAAGACUAAUCCCACCAGUAGCCUACAACCACUCAGCUCAACUCAACUCAACUCGCAUGAUCUCUAAAUUUGCCGUUUGUGACUCGAGAUAUUGCGCCAGCCUAUCAUAUGCCUCAGGCGCUGUCGAAUUCAUGCUACCUAUCUUUUUAAAUAAAAAUGUGCAUAUACCGAGGGUGUCACCGGUUUUAAUUAAUAUGCCUGGAACUGUCCCGUGAAAUCUUACUUGUUUGGGCUACAUGUCACCAUUUUGGCUAUCGAAACCAAUGUGGAUGCGGAUAUUCUUUUUUUUUUUUCAAAUGAACUCUUUGUUUUCACUUGAAACGGGCCAUAGCCCUAUCUGAAUAUACAUACCCAUACUUUCAUGUAAUCAUCGUACUUAAAUAAAGAAACGGUUGAGAAUGAACGUUUGCAUAUUUAUUUGUCAUUGAAAAUCACAUUAUUACCGCGUACUAGCAUGGAGUGACGAAAAUGUCCAUAAGUACAGCAAGCGAGAUAUGCAUUCCUUCGGGAAUUAGUUCAGCCACGUUACCGGACAAAAAGCCGCAGAAUUCGUAACUGAAAAAUAUUUAAUAGGGUAUUUAACUCGUUAACUACGGAGAAUUGA